AUCACCACCCACAAUAUAAGCAAUAUUAGCUACAACAGCGAAUAUCGAGGGUAACCGAGUGACUAAUUAAAAUGGCCAAAGCCAAAAAAACGAGAGGUUCCCAGCAUGGCCCUCGUGAUCGCGGUGUUGCAACGGCACAACGUACCAGGAAGAUGCACACGUUUGCGCGACUGAGCUCUUCAUCUACAGCUACAACGCCCUCGACCAAAAAGCCUCCUACGACGACGAAUAAGAAGCAGCACCGGCAGUUGCUGCAUUCUCGGCCUGUCAUUCCAUUUAAUAGGCGGGAUAGGAUUCUAUUAGUAGGUGAGGGCGACUUUUCAUUUGCGCGAUCUCUGGUGCUGCAUCAUAAAUGCAGGAACGUGCUUGCUACUUGCUACGACUCCAGGGAAACCCUGUUUAGCAAGUACCCGCAAGCAGAGGAUAAUAUCACGGCCAUCCUGGCCAAAUCCAAUGCGAAAUCCUCAUCAAAAGAAGAAGACGGAAAAGACGACACCCAUGACCAUGAAGACCACUCGGCACGGAAGGGGCCCAGGAUGCUUUUCUCAGUCGAUGCCCGCAAACUGGGCCUCACCGGCGGCGGCGGCAAAGAAGUCCGCUCGGGUCUCAUGACGCGCAAGCACGCUCGACCAGCCUGGAAGCAGAACGUGCAAAACGGCAAGAGCCCCGAGGGCGGACCCUGGGAUGUCAUCUGCUUCAAUUUCCCGCAUGUGGGCGGCAUCUCGACUGAUGUGAACCGGCAGGUCCGCUCGAAUCAGGAGCUGCUGGUGGCGUUCUUUAAAGCGUGUGUGCCUCUACUCUCGCUUGCAUCUGGGGAAGACGGCGCCAGUGACGAUGAAGACGACGAGGAUGAUUUCAGCGACUAUAGUAGUAGCAGUGCAGAGUCUAGUGAGGCUGACGAGGGUAAGGGUUCCUCGAAAGCAUCCUCGCCUCCUCCCAGAACGACAAAGAAGGACUCGGGCCAGAUCGUGGUCACGUUGUUCGAGGGCGAACCGUAUACACUCUGGAACAUUAAAGACCUGGCCCGACACGCCGGUCUGCACGUCGUGACCAGCUUCAAGUUCCCAUGGGCCUCUUACCGUGAGUAUUCCCAUGCGCGGACGCUUGGGGAGGUCGAGAGUAAACACGGUGGCAGAGGAGGCUGGAGGGGGGAGGACAGAGAGGCUCGUUCCUAUGUCUUUGGAGUCAAAGGCAAUAUAGGAGCGGCGGGUUCCUCUGAGAAGAAGAGGCGUCGGAACCAGUCGUCAGAUACUGAUAGCGAUUAA
Molecule: messenger RNA, 1265 nt
Organism: Penicilliopsis zonata CBS 506.65
Lineage: Eukaryota; Fungi; Ascomycota; Eurotiomycetes; Eurotiales; Aspergillaceae
Exons: 2
Coding region: 72-1265 (397 amino acids)
Biological process (GO): rRNA base methylation
Cellular component (GO): cytoplasm
Molecular function (GO): rRNA (uridine-N3-)-methyltransferase activity
Source: RefSeq, a predicted model, not a curated record